UCCGACAUCAACACUGGCUGCGAUCUUCGGAUGGAGAAGGACCGUACACAGUACACAGACAGUCACAAAAGAGACUGUGUGGGGCAGUGAUCGUUUUAUGAAACUGACGUUGGAGUUUGACAUUUCGGGAAACAGUACGAAGGACCCACAACAUGACGGAAGUCAAGCCCAAGGGAUUGUCUUUGAGACCAGUAAAUGUGGAGAACAAAGGGCAGAUAACCUCUCUGAUGGGUAAGAUGAAGUUGGAGCCCCAGAAGAAAGCUAAGCCGGCUGUGGUCUGCAGGGCUUCAGUACCUGUCCCUGAAUCUACCGCCCGGUCAUCUGGUCGUAGUCCCCCUCCCAAAUCAGCCGAAUCCCUACCCCACACGCCACAGGACCUGCCCCCAGAACUUCCUCCAAAAACAAAGAGAUCACUGUCCUUCUCCAUUCCACAUUUUGACGAGAAUCACGAAGAGAAGCAGAGAGAGAUAGAGGACAUUGAGCAGGAGCUAGCCAGGGACUUAUUUAAAUCUCCGACUUACGCCAGGGAUAUAUAUAUCUACCUACAGAUCGUAGAGAAGAGGUGGCAGAUCCCCAAGGACUUCCUGGAUGACAGUAUUAUAACUCCCAAGACACGGGCAGUGCUGAUGGACUGGUUCAUCCAAGUCCAGGUCUACCUAGAGCUCCUGGACACUACUUUACACCUGUCUGUGGUUCUGGUUGACCGAUUCCUCAGCAUUCAGAAGGUGACCCCCAGCUCCUUACAGCUGCUGGGUAUUACCUGUAUCCUCAUAGCAGCCAAGUAUUACGAGAGAUUUCCUCCUCAGGUGUCUGACUUGGUUUACCUGACAGACAAUACCUAUAAGGUGAAACAGGUGUUUACUAUGGAGAGGAUUGUGCUGUCUAAGUUCAACUUUGACCUGAACUCCACUGACCCUGUGUCCACUAUGGAACAUUUCCUACAGAUAUCUGGUGCAGACAGAAUG
This is a messenger RNA of Saccostrea cuccullata (small rock oyster), 965 nucleotides long. Its product is annotated as G2/mitotic-specific cyclin-B2-like. Gene Ontology annotation, molecular function: cyclin-dependent protein serine/threonine kinase regulator activity. Gene Ontology annotation, cellular component: cyclin-dependent protein kinase holoenzyme complex; cytoplasm; nucleus. The annotation marks the transcript as partial. Gene Ontology annotation, biological process: mitotic cell cycle phase transition; regulation of cyclin-dependent protein serine/threonine kinase activity. Lineage: Eukaryota; Metazoa; Mollusca; Bivalvia; Ostreida; Ostreidae. The transcript has 8 exons. The record is from RefSeq and is a predicted model, not a curated record.